CUUUUACCACCUCUACUAUGUUAGUUGUAAUAAGUUUAACCGACUAGCACUUCUGGUACAGCAUCUGAUCAACAAUUCCACUAAUCACACAAGCCUCUACUAGCUGAUGUUAGCAAAUUAGCUCAGUUAGCCCUGCCUCAGCAGCCUCCCAGUGAUCACAGCUGGAUUGGGACCAAACAGAACUUAACAACAGGGAAUGCAGUUUUGAGUGAGUAAUAUGAGGAAGCCUUUAAAUGGGCUGGAUCCAGGAAUUAGACCGCAGGGCAUCCAUUGUGUUUAGACUGGGGAGCAGCAUGCACACAAAUCGGUAAACCAUCGCGGCCUGUCAAACCCCGGCCCUUGCAGCCAUCAGCACCACCAACCCAGCUUUGGUGGGGGGGGAUUCCUGAAAUUCCACUCUGCCUGACAACCUGCGCCAAACACCAUGGAUUUCAUGCUACCAGUACGAAGGAGUCAACACACGAUGGCUUCCUCCAGCUCUGCGCCUCUUCUGGGCCCUGACAGCAGCUGCUCCAGGCACCGCUACCAGGGCGCCAGAAGAAAGCUGCGACCUGGACGGAUUCUGGGAUUCAUCAUCAGUAUAGUGGCGGUCAGCAUAUUCUGCUCAUGGAGUGCCUUGUCAGUGGCCACAACGUUGGCCAAGGAGCGGGAAUCGACCACCGAGGGCUCAGCAGAGGCGGCAGUGCCCCAAAGAACACUUCUACAGCACCACAACCUGUCAGCAGCGGCGGAGGACACACCGGUGGCCAUGAGAUCAUCUGAUAUAGAGAUGAAUCAUGGUGACUACCCAACAGAUUACUUCAGCGUGGAGGACAGACGCCAAGGCUAUGUGGUGCUUCAUAUGUUUGGCAUGUUGUACAUGUUCAUAGCCUUAGCCAUCGUCUGCGAUGAGUUCUUUGUUCCUGCGCUCACGGUCAUCACGGAGAAGCUGGAGAUCUCUGAUGAUGUAGCAGGAGCCACCUUCAUGGCGGCAGGUGGCUCAGCCCCAGAGCUCUUCACCUCAGUCAUAGGAGUGUUCAUCUCCCACAGUAACGUCGGUAUCGGUACCAUCGUGGGCUCUGCCGUAUUCAACAUCCUGUUUGUGAUCGGGAUGUGCGCCCUGUUCUCCAAAGAGGUGCUGAACCUCACCUGGUGGCCUCUGUUCAGAGACGUCUCAUUCUAUAUCAUUGGCUUGCUCAUGCUCAUCUAUUUCUUUCUGGAUAACCAAAUCACGCUGGGGGAAAGUAUCAGCCUGCUGAUGUGCUACACCUGCUACGUCACAUUCAUGAAGUUCAAUGCCAAAGUAGAAUUUUUCAUAAAGAGCCUUCUGGGCAGCAACCAGGUGGACGAGCUGGAGACUGCACCAAAGGUACCUGCACCAGAUGAUGAGAACAAGCUGAUGGCCAAACCCAGGCUGCAGAGGGAAGGCAGCUGUGCCUCGCUACACAACUCAUUGAUGAGGAACAGCAUCUUUCAGCUCAUGAUCCACACCCUGGACCCCCUCAGUGACGAAGGACGUUUCAAAGAGAAGGCGUCGAUCCUUCACAAAAUGGCCAAGCACAAGUGUAAAGAGGAGGCUGCAAAUGCCAACGGCGUAGGAGGGCUCUCCCAGAUACUACCUCCAAGAAAAGAAAAUUCUGAUAAAAACAUCCCCAACAGCUCGAAUGUUGCCGUGGAAGUCACGCCACCCAUGAAUGGUGUUGCGGGAGGAGACGAGGGAGAGGAAGAGGAGGAUGAAGACCAGCCUCUGAGCCUCGCCUGGCCCGACACCCUCAGGAAGCAGAUCACCUACCUCAUCAUCAUGCCCAUCGUCUUUCCGCUGUGGCUCACGCUGCCUGACGUCAGGAGAGAGUCUUCAGAAAGGUUCUUCCCCAUCACCUUCAUUGGCGCCAUUUCUUGGAUUGCUUUCUUCUCCUACCUGAUGGUGUGGUGGGCUCACCAGGUUGGAGAAACCUUCUGGAUCACAGAGGAGAUAAUGGGUCUGACCAUACUAGCAGCGGGCACUUCAAUCCCUGACCUCAUCACCAGUGUGAUCGUGGCACGAAAAGGUCUCGGUGACAUGGCCGUGUCCAGCUCUGUGGGCUCCAACAUCUUUGAUAUCACUGUGGGUCUGCCCUUCCCCUGGCUCAUCUACAAUGUCAUCAACGACUUCAAGCCGGUGGAGGUGAGCAGCAACGGCCUGUUCUGCGCCAUCGUCCUGCUCUUCCUCAUGCUCCUCUUCGUCAUCAUAUCCAUCGCGGCUUGCAAGUGGAGGAUGAGCAAGUUCCUGGGCUUCCUCAUGUUCCUGCUGUACUUUGUCUUCCUCAUCAUCAGCGUCAUGCUGGAGGACAAAGUCAUCAUCUGCCCAAUCACCGUCUGAGAAAGAGUGGCCCCCGGAAAGCAGAACUGAACUCAUGUGAGCGAGGAUUUACUUUAGGAGUGGAAAAACAUGCUUGCACAGACUCAAACUGUCUCUUAUCUGUCACACACACACACACACACACACACACACACACACACACACACACACACACACACACACACACACACACACACACACACACACACACACAUAGUAGGCGACUGCACACACUCGGUAUCAUACAAACACAGGUUGUGGAUGCCAUAUAGGCAAAGGCACUGUCUUGAAUCGAAGCUGUGAACAGCCCUCCAGCAGCGUCCAGCAGUGUCACACAGCCCUGUGCAUCAUUUUGACACCCAAUCAGAGGGACUCCCCUCUCUGUGUACUACAUGACUACAAUCUGUAGCCACUACUGGCUGAAACCUGCUGAAACGCCACCCAGGAUAGAAACUACAACUGAAGAUCACAAGAGAUGUUUUUUUCUGUUUUGUUUUUGUGUUUUUGUUUCUCAGCUAACAGACAGUGCGGCAGUAUAAAGAAGCGCUUCUGUUCCUCAUGCAAGCAGCCAAGUGAAGCAUAUGAACUGAAUGUGGAGGCUCAAAGAGACUUUUUUUUUUUUUUUUUUUAAAGGGCAGCGAAGCUCUGGAGAGAUUCUGUAUGUCAUGGAGUAAAAACAUGAAAAAGAAGCGUGAUUGCAGAUUUUUACUGUGUCCAUCCCACCACCUAUAUGGCUACGUGCUGUCACCGGCGGAGGAAAUGUCCACUGUUAAGAACUUUAUUGUAUUUUCAGAAACAGCACAUUGCAUUUGAGGACAUACUAGGCAGAAAUUCAUACUGUUAGAGUCCUAUGUCUAAGAAAAGAUGAUUUGGGAGUCUCAUUCCCAACUCGUCAAAUACUGACGCUCUGGGACAGUCGGUUAACUUUUCUUACAUGCGAGACCUUUAAAUCCUAGUCCUGGAUAUCUAUAAUAGGCUACAUUAAGUGCUACAUAGUUACAUUAGAACAUGAACAGAUAGGAUGGACACUGAUUAAACUGGCUAAAGUGUUGUCAUGCUCAAUACUUCUGCUUAUAUCUAUCUCAGUUUGAUUUUUCACAUAAUAAGCUUCAGAGUGACUUCUUCUGUUCCACCUGCCUUGACAUGCACCACUUUAGAGAGAAAUUAUUUCAGUAUCCUGGACGAUAUUUGAAUGGAAAUGUGACAAACAGUUCAAUGACAGAUUGCCCAGUAGAUGAUGCAGUAUGAACAACAAGUGGUGGACUAAAGGUUAGCGUUCUCAGACGUGUUUUUUCUUUUCUUUUCUUUUUUUUUUUUUCCAAUUAUGUAUUUAUGAAAAAGAAAGGAUCAAUAAUCACCGGGUUUCUUCUGUAAUGUUUUCAUGUGAAACAACUCAUGUACUGUAAAACAUGUAUAUGUAUAUUUAUGAAUGCGAAUGGUAGCAACUUUUUGUCAUGGAUGUUAUUCCGUCACCCUCCACUGCUGCAGGCCUUUUGUAUUGUUUCAGAUGAAACAGGUCCGAGAUCAGGCCAUUGUUGUCAUGUUCACGGACUACUCCCCUGUGUUCAGUGUGUAAUCUGAGGAUAAAUCUGUGAAAAGAAACAUCAAGUAGACCCUUAUUUAUUUUUUUUUUAUCCAUAACAAAACAGGGACCGUUGAAAAGUGUCAGUUUCUGAUAGUUGUGUAUUUUGGCAAAUUUUGUUUUCCUCCCUAAUCCCAAAGUCACAUCACUAAAGUCCUGCUGUUGUAGAAUAUGAAUAACAUGUUUCCAUUCAACCGCGAAGUGAAAAAAAGUGUCUGUUUCCAUAAACUAAAUUAAUGCGAAUAUUCUUAAGAGGUUGCAAUAAGAUUAAACAAUUAAAGUAUAUCACAAUA
Messenger RNA from Acanthopagrus latus (yellowfin seabream), 4192 nucleotides. RefSeq names its product solute carrier family 24 member 2 (gene slc24a2b). Gene Ontology annotation, molecular function: calcium channel activity; calcium, potassium:sodium antiporter activity. The transcript has 11 exons. Lineage: Eukaryota; Metazoa; Chordata; Actinopteri; Spariformes; Sparidae. The record is from RefSeq and is a predicted model, not a curated record. Gene Ontology annotation, cellular component: membrane. Bases 425 to 2338 code for a protein of 637 amino acids. Gene Ontology annotation, biological process: long-term synaptic depression; calcium ion transmembrane transport; intracellular calcium ion homeostasis.